AAUAUGUCCAGUAUUUACCUUUACAUAGUCUUGUUCUAAUUCAAAAAUCACUCUUUUACAACUCAGAAAUAGGUAUUGAGAAGUAGGCUCACACGAGCAUGACACGAUGCCAAAAGCCAAGGCCACUUCUAAGAAGGAACCAUCGUGCACUGGCACGGUAGCAGGUAAAAGAAAAACUCCAGCCAAGUUGGGGCAUUUGUACGUGAAGCGAUUUCCCGACAUCAGCACACUUACACCUGGGGCCAAGCGAGACCGAGCGAAGCAUCCACACGAUUGCAUGGUGGAUUAUGCACCCACGGGAAGGUGUGUUUGUAAGAUGUGCGGGGACUAUAUACCCCGAAAUCAGUUGCGAUAUGUGCUGAUGGUUCAGUGCCAUAAAGGUUAUAAGAGCGCUUGUGCACUACAUAGAGAGUGCUUUGUAGAGCAUCCCGAGAGUUACAAGUUGGAGAUGAGAGACGAGGUUUUGAUGGAUGCACGCGUACUCGAGCACGAAGCGGAUGCGACUGCUGCCUGGAAAUUGAUCGAUAGCGUGAUUGGUGAGGGUGUCAAUGAUAGUAAGGCUAUUAAAGAUGAGUAAAGCUAUGUUACAUUACAUACGUUGUACUACCUAAAACUAUAAACAUCUUGGUAUUUGGUGACGUAUGCAUGCAGGUAUGAUAGAUACAUUAUAUCGGUCGAA
Molecule: messenger RNA, 679 nt
Organism: Sphaeroforma arctica JP610
Lineage: Eukaryota; Ichthyosporea; Ichthyophonida
Exons: 1
Coding region: 107-577 (156 amino acids)
Molecular function (GO): DNA binding; zinc ion binding
Source: RefSeq, a predicted model, not a curated record